UAGAUGGGAGGCUGGAAGCUGAUCUCUCUAUAUAUGAGCAGGAGGGGAUGGACCGGUGAGCACUCUGGGGGGGACACACUUUCUGCUUCCCACUGCAGACCAGACGCUCUGUGCAUUCCAGUCCUGCUGACAGGGGUGACAUGGGGAAAGAUUACUAUACAAUUUUGGGCAUUGAGAAGGGGGCUUCAGAGGAGGACGUCAAGAAAGCGUACAGAAAGCAAGCUCUAAAGUGGCACCCCGACAAGAAUAAGUCAUCCCAGGCAGAGGAGAAGUUCAAGGAGAUUGCAGAAGCCUACGAGGUGCUGAGUGACCCCAAGAAGAGAGAGGUCUACGAUCAGUAUGGGGAGGAGGGGCUUAAAGGGGGACCUGGCGCCCAAAACGGGCACGAAGGGAACUUCCACUACACUUUCCACGGAGAUCCACACGCCACAUUUGCGGCAUUUUUCGGGGGAGCAAACCCAUUUGAAAUGUUCUUUGGGAGACGAAUGGCCGGAGGCCGGGGGGACGACGAGGACAUGGAGUUGGACAAUGACCCGUUCUGCUCGUUUUCUAGCUUCGGCAUGAACGGAUUCCCCAGAGAAAGGAACCAAGUUGGCAAUCAGAUCCGCCGUAAGCAGGACCCCCCUAUUAUGCAUGAGCUGAGGGUGUCUCUGGAAGAGAUCUAUCACGGCUGCACCAAGAGAAUGCGGAUCUGCAGGAAAAGGAUGAAUCCCGACGGAAGAACGGCACGGACUGAGGACAAGAUCCUCACCAUAGAGAUAAAGAAGGGGUGGAAGGAAGGCACCAAAAUCACAUUCCCCAAGGAGGGAGACGAGACGCCCAUGGCCAUUCCUGCCGAUGUGGUUUUCGUUAUUAAAGACAAACCUCAUUCACAUUUUAUGAGAGAUGGUUCAAAUAUUGUCUGUCCCUUACAGAUCAACCUGCGCGAGGCCCUGUGCGGAUGUGCAAUCACUGUGCCCACCUUGGAGGGACGGAAUAUCCCAAUGACUAUAAAUGAAAUUAUUAAACCGGGGAUGAGACGACGGAUUAUUGGCUAUGGACUCCCUUUUCCAAAAAACCCAGAGCAGCACGGAGAUCUACUAGUGGAGUUUGAAGUUAUAUUCCCAGACAGCAUUCCACAGCCAUCCAAGGAGAUCCUGAAACGACACCUGCCUAUUUAGUGGGAUUCCAGGCACGGGUGAUGGGAAGAAGGCAUAGGCACAUUAUUACAGUAUAAGACGCUCUACAGAUAUACUACAGUGUCAGACGGUGUACGCGAUAUACUUACCCGAGGUGUACACACACCCCAGCAGUAUUAGGGUGGGCAGUGUAUGUACAGUAUUACAUGUCUAACAGUGACUUUCUCUGCUCUUGCCAAUUGUUGUGCCCCAGGCUUACUAAUGACGAGUGUUUAUUAUAUCAGCAUUUAUGCUAGUGUAGCGCUGAUAGCUGAAUUCAGGAAGCUGGCAAAUAGCCGAUAAUAGGAGGUGAAGCAAAACUCUACAGCAUUGUAACACAUAUGGACGGUGCAUCAGCCACUGCACUGACACUAGUCUGCACUGUUCCUCCUCUUCUACAGCCCUGGCACUAGUCUGCACUGCUCCUCCUCCUCUUCUACAGCCCUGGCACUAAUCUGUGCUGCUCCUCCUCAUCUACAGCCCUGGCACUAAUCUGUGCUGCUCCUCCUCCUCUACAGCCCUGGCACUAGUCUGCGCUGCUCCUCCUCCUCUUCUACAGCCCUGGCACUAAUCUGUGCUGCUCCUCCUCCUCUACAGCCCUGGCACUAAUCUGUGCUGCUCCUCCUCCUCUACAGCCCUGGCACUAGUCUGUGUUGCUCCUCCUCCUCUACAGCCCUGGCACUAGUCUGUGCUGCUCCUCCUCCUCCUCCUCCUCCUCCUCUACAGCCCGGGCACUAGUCUGCGCUGCUCCUCCUCUUCCUCUACAGCCCUGGCACUAGUCUGCGCUGCUCUUCCUCUUCUACAGCCCUGCCACUAGUCUGUGCUGCUCCUCCUCCUCUACAGCCCGGGCACUAGUCUGCGCUGCUCCUCCUCUUCCUCUACAGCCCUGGCACUAGUCUGCGCUGCUCCUCCUCCUCUACAGCCCUGCCACUAGUCUGUGCUGCUCCUCCUCCUCUACAGCCCGGGCACUAGUCUGCGCUGCUCCUCCUCUUCCUCUACAGCCCUGGCACUAGUCUGCGCUGCUCUUCCUCCUCUACAGCCUUGGCACUAGUCUGUGCUGCUCCUCCUCCUCUACAGCCCGGGCACUAGCCUGUGUUGCUCCUCCUCCUCUACAACCCUGGCACUAGUCUGCGCUGCUCCUCCUCCUCCUCCUCUACAGCCCUGCCACUAGUCUGUGCUGCUCCUCCUCCUCUACAGCCCGGGCACUAGUCUGCGCUGCUCUUCCUCCUCUACAGCCCUGGCACUAGUCUGUGCUGCUCCUCUUCCUCUACAGCCCUGGCACUAGUCUGUGCUGCUCCUCUUCCUCUACAGCCCUGGCACUAGUAUGUGCCGCUCCUCUUCCUCUACAGCCCUGGCACUAGUCUGUGCUGCUCCUCCUCCUCUACAGCCCUGUCACUAGUCUGUACUGCUCCUCCUGUGCUUACUGAGCAGCUGGCCAAGGGCUCACAAUUCUAGGGGCCUCUGAGCAGGGGCAGGUUGGGCUGUGAAAUCUGCCCUCCCAGGCUGGUGCCCCCUGAGCUUCUUGGAAGGCAGGUACAGAAUGCGGCUCAGCCACUCUGAUUGUGAAUUACAGGACAGGUAGCGUUCCUAACUUGCCUCUAAGCCUGUAGUGAGACUGCCUGUGGUGUGUGGCUGUCAGCAUGCUGGUCGGUGGAUGGCUGGAUCUAUCCACCAAUUAGAGUGCAGCAUUCUCUACCUACCCAGCCUGCAGCCAUAUAGUGAAUGGCUGUCAGCAUCCUGAUUGGCCGAUGGCUGGAGCUAUCCACCAUGUAUGGAAGCAUGUGGAGAGAUGGUGCAGGAUCGCAGGAGGGAUACAUUUUGUUUUCCCUGUGAAGAGGUGGGUAGGGGCACCAGUGCAUUGCUUUGCCCAGUGCCUACAAUGCUGUUAAGACGGCUCUGACUAAAUGCUUAAGACUGCAUUACCCGCACUUGCCUGUGCCCAUUUUUAGAGCAUGCAAAAUAGGGGUACAUCUAACUCUGCUAUGGGCAUUCCUCUAACUCUGCCGUAGGCGUACGUCUAGCAUUUUCCAUGAGCAACAUCUAGCUCUGCCAAUGGGUUUAGGUCUAGCUCUGCCAAUGGGUUUACGUCUAGCUCUGCCAGUGGGUUUACGUCUACCUCCGCCAAUGGGCGUACGUUUACCUCUGCCAGUGGGCGUACGGCUAGCUCUGCCAGUGGGCGUACGUUUUAUCCUUACAUACUUGUCCACUUUAAUACAUAUUUAGUGAAAUGGUAAAUGCACUAAAACAACAAUACUGACAUGGGGGGAGGAGGGGGGGGGGGGGGGGUUUGUUACCCCUACCGGGGUCGUUAACCAAAGAAUAUACGGAAUGUGCAAUAGGAGGCAGCUGGGCUGCAUCUUCUUUUUUUCUUUUUUUUUUAGUUUACCCUGCCAAAGUUCUCCUAUUAUUUACCAUAGCAUUGAGUGCUAUCACAUCCUACCAAUGAGGGUAUUUACUAAUGUUAUAUAGGUGCAGAUCUGCAUGAAUAUUAUACCAACCAAUCAGCAAUUCGUAUUGAUCUGUCUAAUGUAAGGUAGGUAAUGAAAGCAUAGGAGUGAUUAGAUGGCAGCUGCACUUGUGACUUGUUAUAUAAUCAGGAAUGUCAGGUCUCAUGCUACUGAGGGCAUCAUUUACGAAGCAUAUUCACGCACGGCGGUUUUUACCCCAUUGUGCCUUACAGGUACACCCUGCAUAAAUAAAGGUGCCCUCCUGCUUUCUGCGUUUGGGUGACACCACACACAAUCUACCCGGUUGCGCUUGUGUUAUACACCACUUCCCUUGCGAGCAAUAAGCACAUUUGCUUUUCAGCAUAAUUUACACUGCGUCAGAGAUAAACAACCCCCCCCCCCCCCCAUCUUGCAUCAGAAAAAAAAAAUUGUUUAAAGAACAUUCGGUUCCCGGGUGCCGGGGGACGCACCAAUCAGUGUCAGCGGGGUAUUCGUGAGCAGCUACGUCUGUACCUGAGUGCCUGGGUUUCUGUUAUUAUAUAUAUAUAUAUAUACACACACACACACACACACACACACUUAUUUGUUUCUUUGCUAUAUGUGUAUCUGUACCUACAUGUGGAUAUCUUACAGCUAGUAAAAUGGAAGAGGACUUGGUACCACCUAUAGGCUGUUAGUUGGUACUACAACCAGUAAGACACCAUUUAUACUGACACCCCCAGAACCAGUCAUUAUAUCCAUUGUCUGUGGCCUCGUUACACACAGAUAUACUCCGCUUUCAACUCAACACAAGUUUGCUAUUCAUAUGGAUGAGUCUUUCAUUUCUAAAGUAACAACAUGUUUCACAACCCUAUACAAUAGGGACACACUAACCAUGUACUGUACAGUAAUACAGUAAACCUGGCGUCCCCCUAAGUGACAGACGGACUGCCAUAAACAACAGCCAAAACCUGCAGAAGCUAGGCGCUUAGAUUAUUAUUUUGAAUCGGUAUUUCCUAAUGUUAAUGUAAAAAAAAAAAACACGUUUUUUUUGCGAUGUGUAAUCCUGUUGCGGCAGCAUUGUGACCGCCGGGGUCCCGAUUGGCGGUAUUUUAACCACUUCCCCUGCGGAGGGGUGAUCCUACUCUAUCCUGCAUCGCCCGUUUACAGUCCUCGGCUGAACCUUUAGGAUGCAUCCUUUUGUAUACAGGAGUGAAUUAAAUAUUCCAUUGCACUUUAUUUUAAUUUUAAGAAAGACAUGAGAGAGAGAGAGAGAGUCAGGGCAGACUGAGCCGGUCUCUGCUGCUCAGGAGAAGGUGAAUAAUAGAGUUUAGUUAUAUUCCCAUCCAGGAAUAUAAUCCUUCCAUAGCUAGAGGUGUGAAAUGUUAGAAAUAUUGCAUCUAUUUGCUCUUAAUGUGUUUCUAGACAAUUAUUUUUCCCACCUCUUGGGUGACACGUAUUAGUGGCAGGCUGCUGCCCAAUGGUGAGAACAUGUAAGAGCUGUGCAGUCUCUCGCUGUGGUGCCCACCACAAGCGUCCUCUCCUGGCCAUACCCCCUGAGUCAGCUGCUCUUUGGAUCUCCACCAGGGAAAAGUUUGCACCUUUUAAGGACACGGUUUAUAAGAGCCCCAGUGACGCCCUGGAUGCUGCUUGAUGUAAGCCGUUCCUUUCAUGGUUAGCUGCAAUAGGUCACUGCAGCCAUCACCAGAACCUGGAUAAUGUAACAAAGGCCAGAUAUCAGCGUCUCUGUGCUCAAAUCAGCGUCAGUUCAUUUGUGUGCCUUAAAUGUAACAUUUAAUAGCAUCUAGUUCUUUAUCCCAUUUCAAAAGGAAUCCCUAUUUUUCCACUGUCCCCCUGUCUAUAUUAGGGCCACCCUCACUGCGUCCACCUCCCCUCGGCCUGUAAGAACGGCGUGAUUUAGUGUAAAUCUAGGUGCACUUGCGCAAACUCAGAUGCAUGGCUGGACCAGAGCAAUGAAAAUGUUGUGCUUCAUAAAUGAUCUCCUAUGUAUUUACUAAUGAAAGCAAAACCUAACAUAACGUGAGACUUGUAGACUUAUAGAUGUGUCCUAUUGUACAGUUGAUUCAGUCGCGCCAAAUAUCCCCUCCCGGUGCGCCAGGUGCUGGACAAAUGCCGCGCUGAUCCUCCUUUUUGCUGAAAAUGUGCGUAUUAUUUGCACAAAUAAAACUACUGGAAGCGACAAAGCUGCAUUGCUAGUGACCAGUGACUGGGGAGUGCGACAUUUGUACAUCUGUGUGCAACGGAGCCUGAAUCUGUGUACAAAGGACUCUGAUGCAGCGGCUGCUGCUUUUUCCGGCUCCACGUUACGUUGUGCUUAAUGUGCAGCUUUGUACCUGUGUAAAACCAAUUCCUGGGCGGUUAUAGGGGGUCAUUCCGAGUUGUUCGCUCGUUAUUUUUUUCUCGCAACGGAGCGAUUAGUCGCUAAUGCGCAUGCGCAAUGUCCACAGUGUGACUGCGCCAAGUAAAUUUGCUAUGCAGUUAGGAAUUUUACUCACGGCAUUACAAGGUUUUUUCUUCGUUCUGGUGAUCGUAAUGUGAUUGACAGGAAGUGGGUGUUUCUGGGCGGAAACAGGCCGUUUUAUGGGAGUGUGCGAAAAAACGCUACCAUUUCCGGGAAAAACGCGGGAGUGGCUGGAGAAACGGAGGAGUGUCUGGGCGAACGCUGGGUGUGUUUGUGACGUCAAACCAGGAACGACAAGCACUGAACUGAUCGCAGUUGCCGAGUAAGUCUGGAGCUACUCAGAAACUGCUAAGAAGUGUCUAUUCGCAAUUCUGCUAAUCUUUCGUUCGCAAUUUUAAUAUGCUAAGAUUCACUCCCAGUAGGCGGCGGCUUAGCGUGUGCAAUGCUGCUAAAAGCAGCUUGCGAGCGAACAACUCGGAAUGACCCCCAUUGUCUCUGCCUCUAGUACACUGCGAGCGGCUUUCCUCUGCGUCUGCGAUACGACAAAGAAGCAAAAUAAAUAUAUGGUACGCAAAUUUUCUCAGUACGUCUCAGUCGCACCAGGGACCUCGCGACAUAUGGCGUACGGAUGCUCAGUGUAUGAGGACACAGCUGUACAGCUGACCGGCUCUCACGGAGGUUCCAAAUCAAUACAACAGCGUGAAACCCGAGAUAUUACACAGCAGCUGUAAUAGCGACAAUGGCUGCCCUAAAUUUAAGAGCAUUAAACAUUUAUUUUUUUGUGUCCCUUUAAUGAUGUUAUGUUAUUAUCAGAUUCUAGGCAAUCUGAUAAUAACAAGAAAACUGGACACAAUUUAAUAUACAGCAGUAACCAUAAAAACAUUAAAACAAAACUUCUAUUUAAAAUGAAAGAAAAAAAAAUAUAUACUAAUUCUUAAUAAAAAGUUUGUAUUUUUUAUUUAUUAAAAAAAAAAAGUGAAACGCAGGGAAAUCAUCGUAUCUCUAAUAAUAUAUAAAUUUAUUGGCAUGUGCAGGAGCUGCCAUAUCGGUUUCUCUGCUGAGGUACAAUAAUUGUGAGUCCCCGGUAACAGACGCAAUCAUUUCUCUCAGAUAGAAGCUGCAUGUAUAAUGGGUGUAUAGAAGAUCUGCAAUGUCCAGGUCCACAGUCAUUAGGUCAACACUGACAAAAGGUCGACACGGAAAACGGACGACACAAAAAAGGUCGACACCAUUUUUUCGGGGUUGUUGUUUUCGCUUCGCUCGCCAUGCUGCUGCCCGCGUAUGAUGUGAUGCAGGUUACUAUUCCCAAUCGUAGUCCAUGUAGAUGGUAAAGUAUAAAAAAGGUGUAAGAAAAAAAAAAAGGCAAUUUUUUUCUAAAACUGUAUAUUUUGUCCAAUUUCUAGACACGGAAGGGGAGAUGUAUCAAAAAGUACAGUGAGAUAUAGUGGAGAGAGAUCAAGGGGUCUAUUCAUGAAGCAGUGAAAAGUGUGGAGAAGUGAACCAGUGGAGAAGUUGCCCAUGGCAACCAAUCAGCAUUGAAGUAACAUUUAUAAUUUGCAUACUAUACAAUUGUACGGAGCAGCUGAUUGGUUGCCAUGGGCAACUUCUCCACAGUCUCACUUCUCCACUCUUCUCACUGCUUCAUGAAUAGACCCCAAAGUAUCAGCCAAUCAGCUCCCAACUGCCAUGUUACAGGUUGUGUUUGGAAAAAUGGCAGGAGCUGAUUGGUUGGUACUUUCUCUCUCUCCAGGCUUUGAUAAAUCUCCCCCUUUGUGGCGUAUCCAGUAUUAUUAGAACAAUGAAUAUGUGUCAGUCUGUGUUACCAAUGGUAAUCUUUGUUACGGGAGAAACAUAUAAAGGUGCUGGUAAUAUAUCAUGUAACACAACAAGAAAGCACACAAACCAGUUUGGCCGCACAAUAGCUUAGCAGUAUAAUAGGUCGGGAAAUGUCUGUAUUUUCUCUGUUCCGACCUGUUUUACAUUUUGCAGUGUUUCCUCGCUGCGUGUUCUUACAGAGUUUAGAUUCCUAUUUCAGAUAAGAUUGUGGUGUCAGGAAAAGGAAUUCAGUUUGAAGCAUGAUGCCUGUGACUUUCUUAUAUCGGGAACUAUAAUUAUAUUUUGUUUGAAAAACUUUAUGUUCAUAACUAUAUUUUUUAAUAAAGAUUUCUUAACAUGUUUAAUAAA
Molecule: messenger RNA, 8189 nt
Organism: Pseudophryne corroboree (corroboree frog)
Lineage: Eukaryota; Metazoa; Chordata; Amphibia; Anura; Myobatrachidae
Gene: DNAJB4
Product: DnaJ heat shock protein family (Hsp40) member B4
Exons: 3
Coding region: 141-1160 (339 amino acids)
Biological process (GO): negative regulation of transcription by RNA polymerase II
Cellular component (GO): cytosol
Molecular function (GO): protein-folding chaperone binding
Source: RefSeq, a predicted model, not a curated record